Messenger RNA from Pteronotus mesoamericanus, 530 nucleotides. Its product is annotated as histone H2A type 2-C. Bases 51 to 440 code for a protein of 129 amino acids. The record is from RefSeq and is a predicted model, not a curated record. Gene Ontology annotation, cellular component: chromatin; nucleosome. The transcript has a single exon. Gene Ontology annotation, biological process: heterochromatin formation. Gene Ontology annotation, molecular function: DNA binding; protein heterodimerization activity; structural constituent of chromatin. Lineage: Eukaryota; Metazoa; Chordata; Mammalia; Chiroptera; Mormoopidae.
GUUUGGCUGCAAGGUUUUCAGUUUUAAGAAGCGUAGUGUUAUUCUCAGUCAUGUCUGGUCGCGGGAAGCAAGGGGGCAAAGCUCGCGCCAAGGCCAAGUCGCGCUCGUCCCGCGCUGGCCUCCAGUUCCCGGUGGGCCGAGUGCACCGGCUCCUGCGCAAAGGCAACUACGCCGAGCGGGUGGGGGCUGGCGCGCCCGUCUACAUGGCGGCCGUGCUGGAAUACCUGACCGCCGAGAUCCUGGAGCUGGCGGGUAACGCCGCCCGAGACAACAAGAAGACGCGCAUCAUCCCUCGUCAUCUCCAGCUGGCCAUCCGCAACGAUGAGGAGCUUAACAAGCUUCUGGGCAAAGUCACCAUCGCCCAGGGUGGCGUUUUGCCUAACAUCCAGGCCGUUCUGUUACCAAAGAAAACCGAAAGCCACAAGGCCAAAAGUAAAUAAGUGUUGACAAACUGAACCAAAGACCAAAGGCUCUUUUUAGAGCCACCCAACCUUUCAAGCAGCAAAAAAAAAGAGCUAAGGUGCUAUUUU